UCAUCAGGUUCGGAGUUAUGGGAAAGGGAGAUCCCGUGGCCCCAUGUUCCCCUGCCGCCCCUGUGCAUGAACAGGCCAGGCAGGGGAGGAAGCAAAGCUCCGGCCCAUCGCGCUGUUUUUUGGGGGGAUGGGAGGGUGGCAAUGAGGACAGCAGAGGCGAGGGGAUGCAUUUACCUUCCAUUUCAUUGGGAGAAACCCUGCGGAGUGGGGGAGCUUUGGAAAGUAGCCGUAACUUUUUCUUCCAAGGGCUGGACCGUGCUUGGAGAGGCGCAAAACUUCUUCAAGUUCGGAGUCCUGGAAAAUGGGGAGCCCCUUGUCCCAUGUUCCCCUGCCGCCACUGUGUAUGCACGGGGAAGGCAGGGAGGAAAUCAAAAGUUACGGUCCCGCUGCGCUGCCUCCAGAAGGAAAAUCGGGACCGCCAAAAAGGUCGGGCCCAUUCAGGAUUAGGCGAAAAGUUGAGAAACCUCUUUCCAGGAGUUGCCUGCAUCAAAACAUCAUGUUAGAGAGAAGAUGGAAGGACAAUACCCACCAGAUGCAGGAGUUGGAAAAGGUCCUCCAGCCACUCAGCCUUGGAGCUGUGGGGAAAAUGAGGCAAGUUCUGGGCAGAAGAGCCAAGAAGAGGAAGCCAACAGUUCAGAGGUUCAGUGCUAUCACUUCAGCAAAGUGCAGUUCCAGGGGGGGAAGAGUCCCCGAGAUAUUUGCACUCAGCUUCACCACCUUUGCCGUCAAUGGCUGCAGCCGGAAACACACACGAGGGCUCAGAUGCUGGACUUGGUGCUCCUGGAGCAGUUCCUGGCUGUCCUUCCCCCAGAGAUGGAGAAAUGGGUGCGGGAGUGUGGAGUGGAGACCAGUUCCCAGGCGGUGGCCCUGGCUGAAGGCUUCCUCCUGGCCCAGGAGUCUGAAAAGAUCCAGAAAUCCUUGGAAGAUAUGACAGAAUAUCCCAAGGGGAGGAAGGAUUCAUUCAAAUCUUCCCAAGAGCUGCUGUUCAGGGAGACCUUAUGCAAAGAUCAAAGUCAGAAUGCCACUCCAGAGAGUAGAAAGCUGUCCUUGGAAUUUUUUGAAUCAGUUCCCCUUUGUGGUGAAUCUGGGAGAUUGGCUGAACCGCUACUUCAGGGUGGUGUGUCUUUUGAGGACGUGGCUGUGUAUUUCUCCGAGGAGGAGUGGUCUCAACUGGAUGCUAACCAAAAAGCGCUCCAUGGAGAAGUCAUGCUGGAGAAUUCCAGGAAUCUGUUUUCUCUGGGCUAUAAUGGACAGGAGAAUAAGAAUUGCAUGGAGGAAUUCCAAACGACCCAUUCAAAAGAGAGGAAAAGGAAGCGAUAUCAAUGCAAGGAGUGUGGAAAGUGCUUUAGCAGGAAAAACGUUCUGAUUCACCAUAAAACUAUCCAUACACAGGAGAAGUUAUAUCAGUGCAUGGAAUGUGGGAAGACCUCUUAUUAUAACUCUUUUAUAAUCCAUCAAAGGAAUCACAAAGGAGAAAGGCCUUAUAAAUGCAUGGAGUGUGGAAAGACC
Pseudonaja textilis is the source of this 1509-nucleotide messenger RNA. The record is from RefSeq and is a predicted model, not a curated record. Lineage: Eukaryota; Metazoa; Chordata; Lepidosauria; Squamata; Elapidae.